Aspergillus homomorphus CBS 101889 is the source of this 2622-nucleotide messenger RNA. RefSeq lists its product as uncharacterized. The record is from RefSeq and is a predicted model, not a curated record. NCBI's taxonomy places the organism in Eukaryota, Fungi, Ascomycota, Eurotiomycetes, Eurotiales, Aspergillaceae. The coding region runs from base 1 to 2622 and encodes 873 amino acids. The transcript has a single exon.
AUGAAUGCUGCUCCAUUGAGAGCCAUGGACCGCUUGCGAGGAUCUAAGUCUGCGCGCUCCAUCCGGAGAAGCCAUCGCAGCUCCGUGUCCAGCGAUACCCCCGACCCUGAGAUCGCCCGGCAACAUGCCACCACCGCUGCCUCUCUCGCCAUGCUGCGCUCCAAAUGCUCCUAUGACGCGCUGGGUGGCCCUGGAAACAUGGCUGUGCCUCCUCGAAGACACCGACAUACUGGCUCACAGCCAAGCACCCGCAAAGUCCCCGUCGACGAUGAGUCCUCGCGCCGCUCAGCCACUGUCGAUUCCAGCACACAAGAUGAGGACUACGCGUCCGCCGCUCUGCCUCCCAUAAGUGAGUUUCAGGGAUUCGACAGCCAAGACUUCUUCCUGCCUUCGUCCUAUAGACGUCUGCGCAAGUCGCGGUCGAUGUUCUCCACCGGACAGCGUUCGUCUCGCACAUCUCAUGGAAUGUCCUCCCCACUGAACCACGCUACGAAUGCUGAGAAAGAGCAACCACCGCGUGCGGCUCGCACCUAUGGCACCCUGCGGCGUUCAAUGUCCUUUCUCCGGGGCGAGAAGCCGCCAGCUGUGCCUCUACGACAUGUCCAAAGUCAUGAUACGGCGAUCGAACUGGCGCGCACCCAGUUUCAGCAGCAAUCGGCCGACAACUCCCCUCAGCCAGAACAGUCGCGGUUGUCCGUGCCCAAGACAAGACGAGAGCAUAGACCGUUCAGAAAAACGCUCCGUCCGACCAUAUCAGCAGUUGGUACUGCAGGCACGCCUUCCGCUCAACCUACAAAAAGCGCUUCCUCGUAUGGAAAAUCAAGAUCUUUCUCGUCGUCCAUCAAGAAAGGUUUCAAGAAGGUCCUGGGCCUUUCAAAGCCAUCUAUCGGUAAUGAUGAAAACCAAGGAUCCCACGACAAGACAGGAGGAAAUGCCAACGAACCGGAUACUAGCUGGUCCGCGUACAGCCCUCACACCCCUGGUACAUCCCGUCCGGCAGCCAUUGUACACACAAAGCAGUACCCUACCGCUGGGAUUGCUGAAAGCUCGGAGAGCUUGGCCACGAGUCGUUCUCGUGUGACAAGCUGGGCAGACUCAACGACCGCAAAUACUGUAGUGACCGGCAACAUCGGCGGUCGAAGCCACCUGUCAGUCAUCGAUGAGAAGGGCCACUCGGAUCAGAAUUUAGCAGAGGAUUGCCCCUAUGGAAACAGUCCCAUACCCGAUUGCAGCCCGCUGAGACCGAACAGCAAAGUCGACAGCCAACGCUUGUAUUCCGCAUUGAUGAGAAGGAUCGGCGAAAGCAGCGCACUGGACCGAUGCGAGAAUAUCGCCAUCGGCCAUGUCAAAGAGCAUCGCAUCAUCCCAACGCCUGCCGCUUCAGUGUCUGUGCGGCAGAAUGGACAGGCUGUCCGUCUGAUACCCAGCGAUGAAUCCAUUCCCUCGCCCCGGUCCUUCAUCACUGCGAAUGCCGGUACAGCGACUCCUCAGCAGCAGUCACCACCCCCGACUCAGUGCUUCCAGGAAUCCCCAUGUGCCAACAAGUAUCGGACGACCACCUCUCUUAUCCCUGGUAACAAGGGACUUUCCAUGGUCAAAAAGCCCGUAGAGGUACCCGCGCGACGCCUAGGCACUCCCGACCGGCAAAGUCCGGACGCAGUAUCGAAUUCGUCCAGUGUGUAUUCUCGGUCCACCGGCGGCAAUCCCGAUACCAAGGACUGGGAGGUUGGCUCGAAACUUCCCGAUGAACCUGGAACGGCUACAAUCUACGACACGCAAAGAACCACUUACGGCUCACCAAAGCGUGAAUCGGGAACUCAGCCGACUCGAGCAUCCGCCCGACCAAGCGCGGACUGGAAGCAAUGGAUGCACACAGAGAUCGCAAAGAUCGAGAACCUCACCCCUAUCCAAUCUCAUUAUCGCGAGCAUGCGCAAAUCCAAAGCGACGAGAACGAUUUGGUCUGCCAAGAUCCCACUCGGUUGAGGGAGGACUCCCAUGGCCGUGUCUUUAUCGACGACGACAUGUGGUCGAAUCGCAAGGUCACUUCUACCAGCAACUUUUCGCGGCCGUUCAGCCGAUCCUCGAGCGUCCGGACCGUUGUGACGACCCAGAAAGAGCAGCUCGACGGGCCAGUGCCUCCACCGCCGCCUCCCAGACCGGCAUCGCCACACAAUCGCCCCAAUUUGCACGGCUAUGGCACCUUUCAUAGUCAAAUUGGGUCCCGCGCGCAGAGCUGUGCACCGCCACCCAUGCAAUCCUUCUCGUCAAAUCGAUUCCCCAUGCCCGAGUCGCCGACCCCGAGAAGAGACAAAGCUGGUGGCUUUUCUCAGAAGAAUGCGAGCGCAACAUACGGCAGACACCCGGCUCGAUGCCCCCCAGCCUCGCGAGAUGCCCGGUCCCUGCAUAGCCGAUCCGCUCGAGGGUAUCACGACAACCGACGACUGACCAACGAAAACCUGAAGGUAGAGAGCGAGUAUCCCGACAUCAAAGGCUCGGAUGCGCAGUCGCUAAACUCACGUUCCCCGAUUUCGAGCAAGCGCAUGGUGGAGAUGUUUUUGGAAAGCCGGCGACGCCAGCCUGAUGCGGAUGCCAGUGAUGGUGGCGUGGGUGCUUUUAUCUAG